UCUAGAAAAGAGGGUGCAAAUUUUGCCUUGCUUUCGAUUACUUAACACUUAUCGGUGCAAGUUUUCCCGUGUUCCGGUGAACUAAUAUCGAAAAUGCUCCGUUUUGCGGCUGGUCGUGUGUUGGGCGGACUUCGCAGUGCCGCUGGGCUGAAGAACAGCCAAUCGAUGGUCGGUGCGAUGGUUGUGCGUCACUCGCACAGCACCGAGACGGACGAGGAGUUCGAUAGCCGCUACGAGGCAUACUUCAACCGGCCGGAAAUCGAUGGCUGGGAGGCACGGAAGGCGAUGAACGAUCUGCUCGGCAUGGAUUUGGUACCAGAACCGAAAAUCAUCGUGUCCGCGCUUAAGGCGUGCCGUCGUCUGAACGACUACGCGCUGGCCGUCCGCUUUUUGGAGGGUGUGAAGGACAAGUGCGGUGACAAGACGAACGAAAUCUACCCCUAUCUGCUGCAGGAAAUCCGCCCGACCCUGACGGAACUCGGCAUCGACACCCCAGAGGAGCUGGGCUACGAUCAGCCGGAGUUGGCAUUGAAAUCAGUGUACGACAUGCACUAAAUCUUCGUUUAAUUUCCUCAUGCCUGAGUGUGUGGUGCGUUGCCCUUACCGUCUCGACCGGGGUGGGUGGGCUUAGUCGUGGUCGUUUUGUCAAUAAUAAAUAAAUACACAGCCAGCUGUUACAUAAUUGGAA
This is a messenger RNA of Anopheles moucheti, 688 nucleotides long. RefSeq names its product cytochrome c oxidase subunit 5A, mitochondrial (gene COX5A). The transcript has 2 exons. Gene Ontology annotation, cellular component: mitochondrial inner membrane. Lineage: Eukaryota; Metazoa; Arthropoda; Insecta; Diptera; Culicidae. Gene Ontology annotation, biological process: mitochondrial electron transport, cytochrome c to oxygen. The coding region runs from base 94 to 555 and encodes 153 amino acids. The record is from RefSeq and is a predicted model, not a curated record.